Didymodactylos carnosus is the source of this 272-nucleotide messenger RNA. NCBI's taxonomy places the organism in Eukaryota, Metazoa, Rotifera, Eurotatoria, Philodinida, Philodinidae. The record is from the annotation of a GenBank genome assembly.
AUCUUGUUUUGCAAAGUUAGAGAAUUUACAAAAAGUCCUAAAUGUUCAUUGUCAGCUCCGAGCUAUAGAAAGAAAACGGAAAAUGAAUUUAGGGCUUUUCUUUUCUUUUAUUUAGGCCUCAGGAUGCAUCUCAUGUUAAUAUUCAGAUUCAUGUUUAUAUUCAGCGGUGGGUAGGAUCUCCGAAGCAACAUCAAUAUAAUGAGAACCGAUCCGAUCCUCAAUAUGCCAAUGAGGAUCUCGUCUUUGUUCGAACACCACCGCAUCGUCAAUAA